AAAUGUCCGACAAACGCCGAAUACCGUGAAUGUUCAAAUAUUUGUCCACCGAAAAGCUGCCACAACUUCGAUAAGGUUUCGGCAUGCUUCUCCUUACGAUGUGGAGAGCCUAAAUGCGUUUGCAAAGAGGGACACGUUCAACUCUCCGCAGACAUUGAGCAAGGUUGUGUCCCCAGGGAGAUCUGUAUGAAAAUGAUGUCUCUCCAGAAAAACAUCGAUCAAAACAAACCAACAACGCAACAGCUAACUAACUAA
Messenger RNA from Cooperia oncophora, 255 nucleotides. Lineage: Eukaryota; Metazoa; Nematoda; Chromadorea; Rhabditida; Trichostrongylidae. The record is from the annotation of a GenBank genome assembly.